CCCGGUAAUCAAAAAACGCAUGUGCGUGCUCAGUAGCGUGUCAAAUUAAUUUGCUUAGGCUCUCAGGCAGUAUUUACUAAGCUGAGGGACCAUGGCUAAGCGCAGGAAGAUCAAAAAUACUAAAAAGGCGCCCAGAAAUGUUGGCAAUGGCUCCGUCACCGAAGACGGAGACGUUUCCGACGCCGUCGAGCAGCCGUCACAGAGUGCCGAAGAGACCUCGGAGGAAGCAGGUCGGACGGCAGACGAAGCGAUCCUCGUAGUCGACAACGACUGCGCCACCGAGGACGAGAAGGACUUGGACACGCCCGAUCAUUCGCUAGUCGUUCAGCAAACCGUGGUGAAGAAGCGGAACCGCGCGGACCUAUCAGACAGCGAAAUCAAGCAAAACGCCGCACUGAUUGUUGAAGACAGGAAAAGCGUCAACCUCCUCAUCGACAUCGUGUAUUCCCUGUCGGCAGACUCGGAGGACGUCGUCGUCGCCGCCCUACAGGCGUGCAACAAGGUUUUCUGCCACUUCCUCAAGACAAGCACGGCGCUCUACGAGAGCGACGGUGCGGUAAAACCAGCUGAAUCGCAAAAUGCCCUCGAGAAGUUCAAUGCUUGGCUUCGGCAGCGGUACGCCGAGGCGUGGCGUCGUGUCAUCGCGAUGCUGUCGGACGCCUCCUCACGGAAGCAGAGCCUGGCGCUCCAAGUCGCCAUGAAGUGGAUCGAGGUGGAGACGGUGCAUAGGAAGGAAGGAGAACACCACGUACCCAGCGCAAAAGUUGCCGCGGUUGUCGAGACGUUGUUGGACGCCGAGCGAGACAUGAAGAACGUCAUCUCCAAGUUCAAUCAGUUCCUCGACCUCGCCGACGUUAAGACGUACGCGCUUCGGGCACUUGGUAAGGUAGCCCGGGCGUGGAGGAGGGUGGACUCGGAGGCGGGUACUAUGCAAGAUGGCGACGAGGACAAGGCGACGUCCAAAGAAGACGUGAAGAAAGAAGAGUCGGUGCAGACGACCACCGCGAAGCAGCCGGAAAUGACCGACCGGUACUUGUCGAACCUCUAUCACUUGCUCCUUGGUUUCGAUAUGACCGCAGAACAACACAAGGCCGGAGAGCCCAUUCCCGUGUUGGGAGGGGAAAGCACCAACUACAUUGUCAACCGCGAACAAGAGGUCAAGCGCCUGUCGGCCGUCUGGAUCACCUUCCUGCGCCAGAAGCUCCCUGUAAAGCUGUACCGCGAGCUACUCAUCUUGCUGCCCGAAAAAGUGGUGCCUUAUAUGCACAACCCGCUUCUGGUCACCGACUUCUUCAUUGAGUCGUACAACCGUGGCGGUUCCUACAGCCUCUUGGCCCUCAACGGGCUCUUCCUGCUCAUCCACCGCUACCACCUGGACUACCCCAACUUCUAUGAGAAGCUGUAUGCCCUGCUGGAGCCGGGCGUCUUCUACGAGAAGUACCGUGCCCGCUUCUUCUUCCUCACUGACCUGUUCCUCUCGUCAUCUCAUCUGCCGGCUUACCUGGUCGCCUCGUUCGCCAAGAGGUUGGCCCGCAUGGCCCUCCAGGCGCCCCCUUAUGCCCUCCUCUACGUCAUUCCAUUCAUAGGCAACCUUCUGAUUAGGCACCGCAGCCUGGCAACGAUGAUCAACGACUCAUCAGACCGGGACGUCUCCGUCGACCCAUAUGACAUUGAGCAGGAGAACCCGAGCAAGUCGCAGGCCGCCGACAGCUCCCUCUGGGAGCUGAAGACUCUUCAGAGCCACUGGCAUCCAACAGUAGCAAAGAAGGCUAAGUUCAUUGACAACAACUUGCCACGGAUGGAGUGGGACUUCUCUGAAAGGCUCGAGGAAGGGUACGCAGAAAUGAUGAAGCGCGCAAAAUCUGCUAAGCACAAGGAAGCGCCGACCAAUUUCCACAAGGUUGAGGGACUUUUGAAGCAAAAGGAAGAGCUUCUAAGUGAUCUGUGGACCUUGGAGUGAAGCGAUUCCUCUUGCUUGCCCAUGGUUGGCUCAAGAGAGAGACACAUUCAUUAAUAAUAAAAAAAGUGAUUCUUCUUCUGAA
Messenger RNA from Rhipicephalus microplus (southern cattle tick), 2042 nucleotides. Its product is annotated as nucleolar complex protein 4 homolog B. Gene Ontology annotation, biological process: ribosome biogenesis. The record is from RefSeq and is a predicted model, not a curated record. Gene Ontology annotation, cellular component: nucleolus; small-subunit processome; Noc4p-Nop14p complex. NCBI's taxonomy places the organism in Eukaryota, Metazoa, Arthropoda, Arachnida, Ixodida, Ixodidae.